Centropristis striata (black sea bass) is the source of this 5546-nucleotide messenger RNA. Its product is annotated as ephrin type-A receptor 7-like. Gene Ontology annotation, molecular function: ATP binding; protein binding; transmembrane-ephrin receptor activity. The record is from RefSeq and is a predicted model, not a curated record. Gene Ontology annotation, biological process: cell surface receptor protein tyrosine kinase signaling pathway; protein phosphorylation; axon guidance. NCBI's taxonomy places the organism in Eukaryota, Metazoa, Chordata, Actinopteri, Perciformes, Serranidae. The transcript is spliced from 19 exons. The coding region runs from base 97 to 3321 and encodes 1074 amino acids. Gene Ontology annotation, cellular component: neuron projection; plasma membrane.
CCGCUCCAUUCAAACACCGAGUGCGUCUCUGCUGCGGAGCGUUGCGCGCAGGCUGGAGAGAGAUGACAAGAGCCCCGCGGAACUGGCCAGACAAACAUGGAUCUCCGUAAAACGCUGAUUUCGGUGCUUUGGAUAUUAUUGCUGAACCUAGAAGAAGACUGUCACGCCGAGGAAGUGGUGCUGCUGAAUUCUAAAGAGACUCAGGCGGAGCUGGGCUGGACGUCCUAUCCCCCCAAUGGAUGGGAGGAGAUCAGCGGUGUAGAUGAGAAGUACAAGCCUAUCCGGACGUACCAGGUGUGCAACGUGAUGGAGCCCACGCAGCAGAACAACUGGCUGCAGACCGGCUGGGUGGCGCGCCGAGGUGGCCAGCGCAUUUUCGUGGAGCUCCAGUUCACACUGCGUGACUGCAACAGCAUCCCGGGCGUGGCGGGCACAUGCAAGGAGACCUUCAACCUCCUCUACGUCGAAACUGACAGGGACCUGGGAGGUGUGACCAGAGAGGACCGCUACACCAAGAUCGACACCAUUGCUGCUGACGAGAGCUUCACGCAGGGCGACCUGGGCGAGAGAAAGAUGAAGCUGAACACGGAGGUGCGUGAGAUCGGCCACCUCAACCGCAAGGGCUUCCACCUGGCGUUCCAGGACGUCGGCGCCUGCGUGGCCCUCGUCGCCGUGCGGGUGUACUACAAACGCUGCCUGGCGACCGUUCAGAACCUGGCGGUGUUCCCCGACACGGUGGCUGAGGCGGCCUUCGCCACGCUGGUUGAGGUGCGCGGCACCUGCGUCAACAACUCUGAGGUUGACGCUGACAGCCCUCCCAGGAUGCAUUGCAGCGCCGAGGGGGAAUGGUUGGUGCCCAUUGGGAAGUGCAGCUGCAGCGCCGGGUACGAGGAGGGACACAGCAGCUGUGAAGCGUGUCCCCGUGGCUCCUACAAGAUGUCCUCCAGGCAGCAGGAGUGUUUUCCCUGCCCAGCCAACAGUGUUGCAGAGGAGGAAGGAUCUGUGGUGUGUGUGUGUGAGGAGGACCACUUCAGAACCCCCCUGGACACACCAUCAGCACCAUGCACAAGGCCCCCCUCCCCGCCCAGAGACUUGGUGUACACCCUGAAGCAGUCCACGCUCAUCUUGGAGUGGGCUGCACCGUCCGACACAGGCGGCAGGGUGGAUCUGACCUACAGCGUGGGGUGCCGGAGGUGCGUCGUGAGGCAGUGCGAGCCGUGCGGUGCCAGCGUCGGCUUCGUGCCUCAGCAGGUCGGCCUGACGGAGAGAACGGUGACCGUGGUCAAUCUCCUCCCCAACACCAACUACACGUUCACCGUUGAAGCCUUGAACGGAGUGUCUGAGCUGCUGCCCAACAAGAGGUUCUACACACAGGUCAACGUGUCUACAAGCCUACCUGCACCAUCUCUGAUCAGUGAGCUGCGAGCGGAGAAGAUCGAGCAGAAGAGCAUAACCUUGGUGUGGAGGGAGCCUUCCUACCCGAACAGCAGCCGCACCGAGUAUGAGGUCAAAUACUAUGAGAAGGAACAAAAGGAUCAGAGUUAUUCUACUGUGAAGACAGCCGCCACACGGAUCAGUGUCAACAACCUCAAACCUGGCACCACAUAUGUCUUCCUCAUCCGCCCUUUCUCCACGCCGGCCCCCUCCUCAUCCCUGUCUUCCUCCCCUCUGUCUUCCUCCUCAUCAUCCGCUGCCUCCCCCUCCUCCUCGUCCUCCUCGACUUCUUCUUCAUCGUCCUCCUCUUCGUCGUCCUCCUCCUCCUCUCCGCCACCCAUCGACUAUGGAGCGUACAGCACUCCCCUGGAGCUGCAGACACUUGGCGAGUUGGCUCUGGCAUCCAGCGAACAGAGUCCCGUGGUGAUCAUCGUUGUCGUGUCCGUGGCCGCCCUGAUCAUGCUGCUCUCUAUGGGAGUCGGCCUGCUCAUCUGGAGGAGCAGCGUCUGCUCGAGCUCCUCCAAUGUAACUCCUGCUAGCGUGGUGCUGCUUUCGACCUCCUUCUCCACUCUUCCUCCUCCUCCUCCUCUUCUUUCUCCUCUUCCUCCCUUCACACAGCUGAUGCCCAGACAAUGCGGCUACAGCAAAGCUUCUCAAGAGGGGGACGAGGAACUUUACUUCCAGUUUAAGAUCCCGACACGCAGGACCUACAUUGACCCAGAGACCUGCGAGGACCUGCUGCAGGCAGUGCACGCCUUUGCCAAGGAGCUGGACAACUCGAGCAUCAAGAUAGAGAGAAUUGUGCACACAGGCGACUUCGGGGAGGUGUGUCGCGGCUGCCUGAAGCUGCCCAGUAAGAGAGAGCUACCGGUGGCCAUUAAGACGUUAAGGGCCGGCUGCUCUGACAAACAGCGCCGGUCCUUUCUCAGCGAGGCCGGCAUCCUUGGGCAGUUCGACCACGCCAACAUCAUCCGGCUGGAGGGCGUCAUCACCACGGGUAACACCAUGAUGAUCAUAGUGGAGAGCAUGUCUAACGGAUCCUUGGAUUCCUUCCUUAGGAAACAUGAAGGCCAGCUGAGUGUAAUGCAGCUGAUGGAUAUGCUGACUGGUGUGGCAUCGGGGAUGAAGUACCUCACUGAAAUGGGCUUCAUCCACAAACGGCUGGCCGCACACAAGGUGCUGGUUAAUGCCAACCUGAGCUGCAAGGUAUCCGGCUUCAGACCUCUUCAGGAGGACAAGAUAGAGGCCAUCUACACCACACUGCACGGAGGGAAGAGCGUGGUGCUGUGGACCGCUCCGGAGGCCAUCCAGUACCACCGCUUCUCCUCGGCCUCAGAUGUCUGGAGCUUCGGCAUUGUCAUGUGGGAGGUCAUGUCCUAUGGAGAGAGACCCUACUGGGAUAUGGGCAACCAGGAUGUGAUCAAGGCCAUCGAGGAUGGUUUCAGGCUGCCGGCUCCAGUUAACUGCCCUACACAUCUCCAUCAGCUGAUGCUGGACUGCUGGCAGAAGGAGAGGACAGAGAGGCCCAGCUUCAGCCAGAUCCACUCAGCCCUCAGCAAGAGCAUCCGCUCCCCCGAUGGCAUCGGUUCCUCCACACUGGCACGCAGAACCCUGAGUUCAUCCAUUACACUAGCAGAGAGGCCUCUGCCCUCCUUCCCGUCCUUUAACUCAGUGGGAGAGUGGCUGGACGCGGUGGACAUGGGCAGAUACAAGGACAACUUCACUGCUGCAGGAUACUGCUACUUGGAGUCUGUGGCACGAAUGACUGUACAAGAUGUACUGAGCCUCGGCAUCACUUCCCUUGAGCACCAGAAGCUGAUACUGGCUGCCAUCCAGACCCUCAGAGCCCAGGUCAUCCAAAUGCACGGCCGCGGUGUGCAGGUCUAACAAACAGCCGACGCGCCUCCUCUCACACUGCUGCUGCAGACCCUUUACGUGUGUGCAGAUGAUUGAUGGGGUGAAGGAGAAGAGGAGGAGAAAGAAAGAGAGAGCUCUUCCAAACUGAAGGAAAGACGAGCAGAUCUAUCUACUCCUCCUUCCCACGCGUCCUCAUGCCUUCCUUGAUUCCUUCCUUCCUUUUUUCUAUGAAUGAAAGCCCUCGGAGACGAGCGGCGUUCCUGUUGCAGAGGAGUGAUGUCACCUGACUUUUUCUUUGUGACCUCCAUCUGCACUUCAAUAACUGGUUCUGGAUCAGUGCAUAAAAGACAAAAGAAAUAUUGUCUCUAGCAGAUAGGCUGACCUCUGAGCUGCACACUACGCUGCAAACAGACUAUUGCUCAAAGAAACAUUUCCUUUUUGGGUGGAAUUUCCCUUUACCACAACAUCAAUUCACAAAAAAAAACAAUAUGUCGUCAAAGCCGGGAACUAUUUUACUGGCCUCUGCUCGAAUGACUCUCCCCUCACAUCAAACAGGAACUGAUUCACUGCGCGGAUACAGAAUCUUAUCAUUGUUCGUCAGGCUGCAGAGGGACAUUUCUGAAGAUUAAACAUGGCUGCAGUAGCUUCAAAAGACUGUGCUGUCCCAUGUUAACGGUCCAGUAAGAGAGGUUUAAUGGACAGGGCUAGCAUACAGUAGAGUCCUAUUUACAGUUUAUAAAGUGUGCUGAUGAGAUGAACACAGCUACGGUAGGUUAUAAGUGACGUACUGUAUUUCAGGAACGGCAACCUGCUUUUUCUUUUCUUUGGGGGCUACUGAUGGUUGAACAAAAGCUGCAGGAUACAAUUGUAAAGGUUGAAAAAGUGUGUUUGAUUGUGCAUUAAUUUGGUGUGUGUCGCUGUCUGUCUUGCUUCUUUAUUUACUUUGUUUUCUUUGUGCAUUUUAAACCUCUAAAUUUCCCUUCCUUUCGCCUGCUGGAUGUCAUCUCAUAAUCCUCCUCUCCAAAGCCUCUCUCACCACCAUGUUUAAUACUCUGUAUAGAGCGCGGGGGCCAACUCUGGAAGGUGGCCCGUUUCAGAUAUUUAUCCAUAUUUAUUUAUGUUUACAGACUGUAACACCAACCUCUGCAGAAAAGAGGGAAGGAGGGUUUAUUUAACUUAUAUUAUUAUUAGAAAAAAAAAAGAUGUUAAGCAACACAGUUGUGUCCUCUUGUUUCGUUGAUUUAUUAUACAGUUUAUACCUGAACAAAUGAGAGGAACACUGGAGGGUUUUUACUGUCAGCACACAGUAUCUGUGUAUUCUUGAACACUGGAGUUAAAUUUAGGUCCAUUAUCAUUGGAUUUGCUGUUACAGUGUGUGUGUUGCAGAAUGGAUACAGUAUUUCAGAAUGUCGUAUGGAUUUGUUUUCUUUCUAUCUGUUGGAUUAUGUUAAAUUUUAUGUUGCUGUUAAUAUCAUGCUCUGCCAUACUACGUGGUUGCACUUUUUUCCCAGAAUUCCCUCUGUACAGCGAUCUGCCCCUCGCCUUUUCUGUAGUAUUUCCAUACAGGAGACCUGGAGGAUGUUUAUCAGGGCAUUAUUUGCUUGUCAUACAUUUUCACAAUAGAGGGUACAUACAUUUUUUUAUGACUGGAAUAUUGUAACUGGUUUGUAUUUGGUACAAAAUUAGUUUUUUGUUCUUUCUCUGUGUACUCUCAUUAUCUCUCUGUAACUGUUUAGUCAAAUUAAAUGAACUCAUAAGUCCUUAUAGAUGUUAACACGCACAUGUUAACAUAUCUGAGAAACACUCUGAUGGUCCCUUUGACACACACACACACACACACACACACACAGACACACAAGACUACAAAGAUACACACACGACAAACUGGACCUCGUCACCACAAUGAAUGAAACUCAACUAUUUUUCCCCUUCUCUACCCCCCCUCCCUUUCUCUGUUACUGUGACCAUUAUGAUAUAUGUUUAAUACUGUAAAUAUGUAUUUGAAAAUGCUAAAUCUAUUUUUAUAAUUUGUUUGAAGAACAAUGUGUUGAAUAUAAUAUCUGCUCACUGUGUAAGGGUUUUAUUUGUUUGAAUUUAGGGCCAUAGCCAAGAAACUCUGGUGUUUGGAAUAUAAAACUGAAAAAAAAAAGUUUCUUUUUUCGUUAAUUUUUUGAUGAUUUUUACCUGUUAGAAGAAAAUCUGAUGGCUGUUGCAAUAUUGAAACGUGUUAUUAAAAAAUCUCCAAUACAAGCAAA